UCAACUCGACACUCCUGUCGUUCGUUCUUUUACAGCCCACACAUUCAUUUUCCAUUCUGCUCAGUAGUACCGCGACUAUAACGAUGUUCGGACAGACUUUCAUCACUGCUGCCGUUGUAGCUUUCCCACUGCUCGCUCGUUCGGCCUUCGCAGCAGACUGCGCACGCUCAUACACCGUCCAAGCCGGUGACAUCUGCGACAGCAUCUCCGCCGCCAACAACGCCUCCACAUACCAACUCGCCGCUGUCAACUCCGGUACCAUCGACUCCACAUGUAGUAACCUCCAACCAGGCAGUUCUAUCUGUCUUGGAACGACGGGUGAAGAUUGUCAGACGGUCUAUGUUGUGAAGGAGGGUGAUACGUGCGAUGCGAUUACUGGGGCAAAUGGGAUUAAUUCGACGUCGUUGUGGACGAAUAACCCGAAUAUUGAUGAGGGGUGUUCGAAUAUUUACGUUGGCGAGGUUCUCUGCGUCGCGAACUCCGUCCUAGUCCCACCCGUCCCCUCAAGUGGCAUCCCAGCGACAUCUAUCCCAGCGACAGCUGCGAACCCCACUUCGACCCCUGCACCGUCGUCGACACCGGCACCUGUUAACAACGCCGCUGCCUCUCCCUCUCCCUCGAGUAACGAUGGUGAUGACGAAGAUGACGAUGACUUGCCGUUCUGCGACGAGCUCUAAGCUCAAGUUCUGCCAUUGGGAGGUAGUUCCGAUUCAAUACCAUACCAUACCCUGGCAUCUCCCGCACAUCCCUUCAUUGAUUGAUCGCUAUCUCCACGUAUCUACGCACGGUUUCUUUACACUUCCAAACUUCCACGCACGGAUUUCCAUAUUCCAUACAUACCCCC
Fomitiporia mediterranea MF3/22 is the source of this 844-nucleotide messenger RNA. RefSeq lists its product as uncharacterized. The record is from RefSeq and is a predicted model, not a curated record. Lineage: Eukaryota; Fungi; Basidiomycota; Agaricomycetes; Hymenochaetales; Hymenochaetaceae. The transcript has 3 exons. The coding region runs from base 84 to 677 and encodes 197 amino acids.